This is a messenger RNA of Schistocerca americana (American grasshopper), 1243 nucleotides long. Its product is annotated as dihydrofolate reductase-like. Gene Ontology annotation, biological process: glycine biosynthetic process; tetrahydrofolate biosynthetic process; folic acid metabolic process. The transcript has 6 exons. Gene Ontology annotation, molecular function: dihydrofolate reductase activity; NADP binding. Gene Ontology annotation, cellular component: mitochondrion. NCBI's taxonomy places the organism in Eukaryota, Metazoa, Arthropoda, Insecta, Orthoptera, Acrididae. Bases 449 to 916 code for a protein of 155 amino acids. The record is from RefSeq and is a predicted model, not a curated record.
ACAACGGGUUCGCAGGAAGAAGUACGAAAUUCGACCAACAGAUGGCCCACGGCGUUGGACUUUAAAGGCUACUUGGGACUCCUAGUUGUGACUGAAAUCGCAGUUUAGCUUCUCGCAAUUUCUUGCUCACCAGUCACCACUAUAAAGUAAACCUUGACGGUGCCGUGACGUGACAUGAAGGGACGGCCAGUGUCAAUGCCGCUAUUUGAAAUGCAUUGCAAAAUGUUUUGAUGUGACGUGAUGUGACUGCCAGUGCGAAUUGGUCUAUAAUCUUUUAUUAUUGCCCUAUGUUGCAGUGUACAAAUUGCAACUAUAUUUUUCCACUUUCCAAAUGAAAGUUGUAUUAAUAUAAACAAACGCACAAUAACCAAAACACGCGAACAGAACACAGAAGACUAUUGUAACUAUCACUGCCUGCAACCGGAAGGAGCUGGCAUAUUUUUCAAGAAUGACAAAGAGUACUACCGAUCCACUGAAGAAAAAUGCUGUUGUAAUGGGAAGGAAGACAUGGGAGUCUAUACCAGAAAAAUUUCGACCUCUUCCUGGGCGGUUGAAUGUUGUAUUGACUCGCACAAAUAGGUCACUUGGUGAAGAAGUAAUAGUUCAUACCAGCCUUGAAGAUGCCAUCAAAGAUUUGCACAAUAGGCAAGAUGUAGAAACUGUGUGGGUGAUUGGUGGAAGUUCUGUUUAUGACGAAAUGAUGAAAUCCUCAUACUGUCACAGGUUAUAUAUAACCAAUAUUUUGAAAGACUACAAUUGUGAUACAUUCUUUCCAGAAAUUGGUAGCCAGUACAAAUCUGUCAGGGUGCUGUCAGAUUGGAAGAAUUUGAAAGAUCUUGGGCAGUUACCACCUCUCAAAAUAUGGAAAGCAAAGAUUUUGCAGUGGAAGAGAUUUGUUUCACAGUAUCGAAGAUGAAGUGCUCGUAGCUCUUAAGUGAUCCUACAGUACCUUCGGGUAUCCAAGAAGAAAAUGGCAUUCAGUUUCAAUAUAAAGUUUAUGAAAAUACAGAAUAUGUCUCUAUUAAAAACAGUUAAAAGUAAACUAAUUCCACCAACUAAGGGAAAAAUAUAUUAUUUCUUUGUGUAGUUUUAGUUUCAUGCAAGUGGUGGAAAAAUAUGAACACAUGGUAAUGUGCUGAUAGAAAUAUAGAAAGACAGAAAAAUAUAGAAAGAUAGAAAAAUGAGAAAACUUGAUGUAAUUGUAAAAACAUGUAACAUUAAGAAAUAUAUGCAAUUUAAAUUA